AUGGAGGAUUCGAGGGAUGAGGAGGUGAUUAGGGAGAAGCUGAGGUUGAUGAGGGGGUGGAAGUGGAAUACUAUUCCCAUGUUUCUGCUUGGGUUGACAUUGGCAGGGUUGGUGGUGAGGGAAGUGGUGGUGUUUGGGGGGUGGGGGUCUAAGGGGAGGAGGGUGAGGGAGGAGAAGAGACAGGAGGAGUUGGGGAUGGCAGGGUUGAAUGGGAUGAGUGGAUAUAGGGGAGUUGGGGAUGGGCCGUUAUGA
Molecule: messenger RNA, 252 nt
Organism: Podospora anserina S mat+
Lineage: Eukaryota; Fungi; Ascomycota; Sordariomycetes; Sordariales; Podosporaceae
Exons: 1
Coding region: 1-252 (83 amino acids)
Source: RefSeq, a predicted model, not a curated record